UCUGAUUGGUCGCCCGGGCCGGAGUCCUCUUGGAGGAUUUCAAACCGGGCGUGUGUCCGGGAGCAGCUCAGUCCCGAGGCUCCACCGAGCCGACCCGCCCGGCUCCUGCGCGGCUUCCUGCGGCUUCUCCGUGCGGAGGGAGCGAUGUCCGGAGGACCCGGGACCAGGACCCGGUAGACGAGCCCCCGGUAAUCCGUUUAAAGCCCGCAGCUUUCUCUAUUGACGGGAUUGGAGCUCCGGUUGUUUCCGGAACACGUUCAGUUUUAAUCUUCAAACAGAGCCGGUGCGCGCUCUGGUUCCCAUCUCACUCACAUUGUGUGUCCGUUACCGGCCCGGUGGAGGCGGGCACCCCGUUACCGACGCGUCGUGGACAAUGUGCUCUCAUCUCUACACAGUCCCGCAGCUCGGGCUCGGACACAUUUAGUUUAAUUCCGUUAUUUCCAAGUCGCCGUUUCUGAGACUCGAACCCGCGACGUCAUGGCGAAGAACGCGUCCGAGGGGCCGCAGGAAGACCUGAGCCCGCUGGCCGACGACGAGGCGCUGCGCUGCGGCCGAGAGGAGCUGCUGCGCCGGCUGCGCAGGGUGGACGGGGAGAAGAUGAGCCUGAUGAUGGAGCACGGCAACAUGAUGAAGGACGUCAACCGGCGGCUGCAGACGCACCUGCACGAGAUCCGCAACCUGAAGGAGGUCAACCAGAAGCUGCAGGACGACAACCACGAGCUGCGGGAGCUCUGCUGCUUCCUGGACGACGACCGGCAGAAGGGCAAGAAGCUGUCCCGCGAGUGGCAGCGCUUCGGCCGGCACACCGCCGGCGCCAUGUGGAAGGAGGUGGGCGCCUACAUGAUGAAGCUGAAGGAGCUGGAGGCCAGCCAGGACGCCGUGCUGACGGAGAACUCCGAGCUCAAGGAGAUCAUCCUCAUGCUGGACGAGGAGCGCAGCGGCGCGGGCUCCCGGAGCUCCAUCGACAGCCAGUCCAGCCUCACCGGCCACGGCGGCCCGGUGCGGGACGUGGGGGACGGGAGCAGCACGUCCAGCGCGGGCAGCGCCGGGAGCCCGGACCACCACAACCACGUGAACCACCUGCACAAGCCCAGCUCGGAGAGCGCGAAGCCGGGCUCCACCACCAGGAGGUCCAUGGACGACCUGUCGGCGCCGCAGCACCACAGGAGCAUCCCCAAUGGAAUCAAUGAAGAGCCCUCAUGUCUGCGUGGCGUGGGAUCCUAAAUCGAUAAGACCUGAAGGCUGGGGGCCCAAAGGAGGAUCUGAGCCUCGCUGAGAGCACACGGGCGAUGACUCGCUCAGUUUGGCAAAUCACGUAAAGUUCAUCGUUACCGUUUUGAUCCUGGUUCACACGGACAGGAGGUCCAGGCGUCACGCGGGUCACGUGUUCUCAUCACGCUCACACGCCGUCGGCUGAGUCUGAAGCGUGGAAACGAGACGAGCCUCGACCACCAACACCAGAGUGUCUGCCAGAGUUUAUCGUUAUGUAACAUGAAUGUUGUGUCGGCAGCGACGCAGCACCUCCUCUCACGUGUGUGACAUCAUGUGUGUGACAUCAUGUGUGACAUGUGACAUCAUGUGUGUGACAUCGUAUGUGUGACAUCGUGUGACUGACAUUGUGUGUGUGACAUCAUGUGUGGAAAAAAAUUCCUCGUUUGUGUAAACAUUCCUGGCAAUAAACGGAUUCUG
This is a messenger RNA of Pseudoliparis swirei, 1689 nucleotides long. RefSeq names its product coiled-coil domain containing 85C, b (gene ccdc85cb). The coding region runs from base 478 to 1224 and encodes 248 amino acids. Gene Ontology annotation, cellular component: apical junction complex. The record is from RefSeq and is a predicted model, not a curated record. Lineage: Eukaryota; Metazoa; Chordata; Actinopteri; Perciformes; Liparidae. The transcript is spliced from 2 exons.